AUCCAUCAUGUUACAGAAAAUGGAGGACUUUAUAAAAGACCAUUUAAUGAAGCUUUUGAAGAAACACCCAUGCUGGUUGCUGUGCUCACAUAUGUGGGGUAUGGUGUCCUCACCCUCUUUGGAUAUCUUCGAGAUUUCUUGAGGCACUGGAGAAUUGAAAAAUGUCACCAUGCAACAGAAAGAGAAGAACAAAAGGACUUUGUGUCAUUGUAUCAGGAUUUUGAAAACUUCUAUACAAGGAACCUCUACAUGAGGAUAAGAGACAACUGGAAUCGACCAAUCUGUAGUGUGCCUGGAGCCAAAGUGGACAUCAUGGAGAGACAGUCUCAUGAUUAUAACUGGUCGUUCAAGUAUACAGGGAAUAUAAUUAAAGGUGUUAUAAACAUGGGUUCCUACAACUAUCUUGGAUUUGCACGGAACACUGGUGCGUGUCAAGAGGCAGCUGCCAAAGUCCUAGAGGAGUAUGGAGCUGGAGUAUGCAGCACUCGGCAGGAAAUUGGAAACCUGGACAAGCAUGAAGAACUAGAGAAGCUUGUAGCAAGGUUCUUGGGAGUAGAAGCUGCUAUGACUUACGGCAUGGGAUUUGCAACAAAUUCCAUGAACAUUCCUGCUCUUGUUGGCAAAGGUUGCCUUAUUCUAAGUGAUGAGCUGAACCACGCAUCACUGGUUCUAGGAUCCAGAUUGUCAGGAGCAACUAUUCGAAUCUUCAAACACAACAAUAUGCAAAGUUUAGAGAAACUGUUGAAAGAUGCCAUUGUCUAUGGUCAGCCACGGACACGAAGGCCCUGGAAGAAAAUUCUAAUCCUUGUGGAAGGUAUAUAUAGUAUGGAGGGGUCUAUCGUUCGCCUUCCUGAAGUGAUUGCCCUCAAGAAGAAAUACAAGGCUUACCUGUAUCUUGACGAGGCUCACAGCAUCGGGGCCCUCGGCCCUACAGGUCGAGGUGUGGUGGAGUACUUUGGCCUGGAUCCUGAGGAUGUAGACGUUAUGAUGGGAACGUUCACAAAGAGCUUCAGUGCUGCUGGAGGGUACAUUGGAGGCAAGAAGGAGCUGAUAGACUAUCUGCGCACACACUCCCACAGUGCAGUAUAUGCCACGUCCCUGUCGCCGCCUGUGGUGGAGCAGAUCAUCACCUCUAUGAAGUGCAUCAUGGGGCAGGAUGGCACCAGCUUUGGCAAAGAAUGUGUGCAGCAGUUAGCUGAAAAUACCAGGUAUUUCAGGAGACGCCUGAAGGAGAUGGGCUUCAUAAUUUAUGGAAAUGAAGAUUCUCCAGUGGUGCCUUUGAUGCUCUACAUGCCAGCCAAAAUUGGCGCCUUUGGACGGGAGAUGCUGAAGCGGAACAUGGGUGUAGUUGUAGUUGGAUUUCCUGCCACCCCAAUUAUUGAGUCCAGAGCCAGGUUUUGCUUGUCGGCAGCUCAUACCAAAGAAAUGCUCGAUACAGCUUUAAAGGAGAUAGAUGAAGUUGGGGACCUGUUGCAGCUGAAGUAUUCCCGUCAUCGAUUGGUGCCUCUAUUGGACAGACCGUUUGACGAGACUACGUAUGAAGAAACGGAAGACUGAGCCUUUAGGUGCUCCCUUAGAGGAACUCUCCCUCACCCAAGACAGUGUAUGGCCUUUCUGAGCCAGUUCCAGGAACCACACUUCUGUGGCCACCUCAUGUCAAAGGCAUUUCUUCAACUACUGAAGGUGGCCACCUGUACUCUCAAUGACAUUUUGUAAAUAAUCAACUGCUUCACAUGCGUCCUUCCCUAAAUCUUACCUUUUAAAAAAGAAGUGACUUGCUUUGUCCAUUAAAAAGCAUUUUAUUUUAUACCUAUUCUACUUGUGAAAUCCCACUGACACUACCUUAUCUGGCUAACCACAUAGGUAUUUCCCUCUCCAGCCACCUCGAGGGCUUGGACCUGUGGCUCUCCAACCCUCCUCCCCAGGAAGCAAGUGCCUUCCACUUACUUCCAUCCAGGUGUCAGAGGUGCCCAUCUUGGAGCCCUUAUUCAGCCAGUCAUGUAGUCAACUGGAGUAUUCUCCCUUCAGUCUUCAGUUCAGCCUUUGAAGAAAAAAUAGUAAGCAGCAACAGUGCCAAGCAAAUCAUGUGUAACUCCUCCUGGCCAGUGUCUCUCAGGCUUCGGUCUUAAUCCAUUUUUUCUUUUAGUCACCGGAUGAUUUCUUCCUUCACUAUCAAAUAUGUCUUCCUAUGGUCACAGUCUGAGGGUAUGCCCAAAUUUUAGGUUCUUCCCAACCUGUAAUUGUAAUACCUCCAACCUCCUACUUGAAAUAUUCAGCGUUUUAGAAGUACCAACAUCCCACCAAGGUCAGACAUCAAUGGUAAAAACUCAUCUUUGUAUAAAGCUGCUUGAUAACGAUGGGCAUUCCUUGUGAGGUGAGGAGCAGGGGCACUGGGGCAAGAAUUGAUUAUUUGCAGAAUGUCUGUGAUGGUGUUUCUGUCUCUACUUUUCAAAAAUUAUGAUAGCUUCUAGUGAUAUUUGAGUCUAGAUUAGGAUUCGAACUGCUGAAGGAAAACGUUGGUCAGUCUUCUGUGCAGAAAUGAUUUAUCAUGUUCCUAUUUCAGGAUUUGAGUUAACUUAGUCCUUUUAGAAGCUGAUGCACUGACUUCUUUCUGAAUGGUAAAUUCUUCUAUUCCUGAUUUCUUAACACAAUCUUGACCUCGAGCUAAAGUCUCCCUGUGCUUCCAUUAUGUGGGGUCCCCCCCCCCCGAGAAAUUCUGAUCACAUUUCUCCUUCCUAAACUAUAGAAUAUCCUCUAUUUGAAUUCUUUGUUCAUGCUAUAACCAGGUAAAGGAGACUUUUUCAGAGAGCUUUAUACUACUUGACCAAAGAACAUACUGAAAAUCACCACUUUGAAAUUAUUUUGUUUCUUUUGACCAAAGCUUAAGUGAAACAAACUUUUGGCUUUAUUGUACCAAGAUCAUCUUGUCUUUUAGUAGCCAUCAAGUAUUAUAGGGGAGGGUUGGGAACAGCGUGUAAGAAUGAUGUAUAAAAGUAGGUUUUCAUAUUUCUGUUUUUGAAAUUGCACCUUUUAUUGGUGAAGACCCCUAAUCCACACCCUCCUAGGCCUCUGGUCAUCAGCUGUGGAAUGUUUGUAAAAAAUACAUGUUGUGCAGGAUGUAAGCAAUAUUGUUUGUCAAAUUUUAUUUCUGUGUCCUGCAUAUAAAAGUUAUCCUUGGUCACUCUCAGCAUCUGAGAGCUUUUAAGUCCUUGACAUAUUCCAGGUUUUAUAUCACUUUUUUUAAAGGACAUAAAAGAGUGAGAAAAAGAACCAAGGAGGGAUACAGGGAUUAUAUUUAGCAUGUACAUGUUAAAGUUAAUAGGUUGAAGUCUCAAAGUAGCUAGUCCUGUAAAAUAAAAUACAUUGCUAACUUUGCCAUGUGUCUUAGCCCCCACUGUAGAAUCCCACUAGAGUACCAGGUAGCUUUGGCACUGCAGUUGCUAUUUAAUGGUAUAGAUAUAGGCUUAACAAAAGUCAAAGAUUUUGAGCAAUGAACUUACCUGCUAGUCUUUUUAACUUGCAUGAAGUCACUUCAAAUUAAAAUGUCAGUGUGGACAUUUAAACAUAUCAAUAAUUGGUGCAAAGCUAUUUGAGAAUCGUUACAAAGUUUAUUUUGAAGGGACAAAUUCCUAUGACCAUGCAGGACCUCUGAACUCUCUAGAAGAGAAAUGUCAUACAGAUAUUAUAUAUGGCCAGUUGUCUCUUAAACUGUAGUGUAAAUCUGAGUCCAGUCAUAUCAUUGGCAUCAUUAGCUAAGUUCUUAGGGAAAUGCAAGGAUGUAUGAAUAAAUCAUUGAGAAUGAGUGGAUACCUGAGGCAUAAAAAUACUGUUUAGUACAGUUUAUUUUCCAAAAUAAAAAUGGCUUUAUUCUUUUCAUGUAAUAAAAUGAUACACAUUAUAAAAUGUGUUUAGUACAGUUUAAUGUGACCUGAUCCAGGAGUCUGAUGGGAUUAAAGCAUGUAUCCGUUAAUCAUUACUGCCACACUUGAUAAUCUGAGUGAAUCGGUAGAGGUGUGACUUAUUCUCACCACAUUUCUCAUUCUUUUUACUCAACAUUGCUUUUGUUCGUUUGCAGUUUGUGAGACCGCUUUCAGCAGAGCACAUCAAUAAACACAGAGCUAGGAAACAUCAAAAUCCCAUAUGAAGAGUGGAUCAGCUGCUUCUUGGCAUUUCUCCUCCAAUCUUUAUUUUAAAAGCUUUAUCCUAGCAGUACGGGAAUUUGGGAGUACUUUUUAAAACUUUUUUCUUUGCUUCAGGUUUUUUUUAAUCCCCUUCAUAAAAAGAUUCCAGUCUGUAGAACCCUGUGCAGUGCUUGUUUGAGGAGUCCUGCAGCCUUAGUCCUUUAGUUACUGCCUUAGAUUCUCAUGAGAGGGUGAAGAUUUUAAAUGGUCAGAACUGGUUUCUUCGUACGCAGUCACAGGUGAACAAGAACAUCCUUCAUCCAUACUAAGGGCUCUGGUUUUGCCCCAUGGCCCUUUGAGAUGCUAAGGAACUUUUCCCAGUCUCUGGAAUUAUCUCUGUAAUUCCGCCCUCCUCCUCCCUUUUUCUUUAUCUUCCAGUUACUAAUUUUUAGAAUUUCAUCUCCAGAGAAAACUGAUGUAUAAUGGUCCUGUCCUUCAAGGAUCAGUAGUUGAGAGUCCUGGUUCUCUGUCCAUUCAGCCUUACAUUUCAGGAGGAGAUAGGGAGCUAUUUCAUCCCUCCUAAUUAAAAGAGCCUAUAUCUAAGUUUCUCAUGACUGAUAUGGUCUAGCUCGAUUUUCUAGUGUAUAAUACACUUUGCUUCCUAUUAGUGAAAGCCAGGAGGAAGAAUGGCUCACUUGGAAAGAUUUCCUGACUUCUCAGGGAAGGUGGAAAAAAUGUUGGACUCUGCCACUUCCUGCGUGUUCUUCUCUUCCAAAUCAGUGAAGAUGUCUGGUCCCCAGUGAUACUGAAUUGGCAUAUUAGGGUAGAAUUAAUUGCUGGUCACACCUAGGCAAUGAAGAAAGAGAAAUUGGCUAAUUCUUUUUGUGUGUGUGGAUUUGUAACAUUGUGGCAAAAGUACCUAGAAAAGACUAAAUGCAACUGUUUCCUUGUGUAAAGAAUUACUGUGACCUAAUUCCCAGGAUGCCUCUCCUGGUGUUUUCUAGGUAAACUACAAAGGGUUUAAUCUGUAUAUAUUUCCACUGCUGGUUAGAAAAAGAGGGAGAACAGUGAUUGUCCUUUUCUAGCUAUCUAUACUGAGCCAGGGAUUUAGCUCAGUGGUUUCACUGUCUGCCUUGCAAACGCAGGGGUCGGAGUUGGAUCCCUGGUACCAAAAACAAAACAUUACUCUAUACUCAUGAAGAUCAGAAUUGUUGAGCAUUUUACACAGGUAAAAUCAGCCCAAAGGGACUGACUGGAGAUGAGAAGUAGGAAAAUCAAAGAUUCUAUCUGCUUAGCCAAGAAUCUAUAAAAUUUUUUUCAAGCCCCAGAAUCUAUAGAUGUAUGGUUUUCUGCUUAACAUGGAAGCCCAGUGCCCAGCAGGCAUCUUCAUCCAUUAAGACGGUUAAAUCAAAAUACCUUUUAUGUGGAAAAAAGCAUGACCCUUCCUCUCCUCUGCUUUAUCCACAUGAAAUUUGGGCUCCAAGCCAGGUCUGGCCAGAUAUCACACAAAAGCAAUGCUAGGACUAGACGGUGACCCCUUGGCUUUACUUGUGUACAAAGUGCUAUUGUUCCUUUUGCGAUUUCCAGUGAUUUGUUUGCCAAGCCACUGUUUGCUAUAGAUUUAGUCUUCUGGGAAAGAGACAAACGGGGCUGUCAGAUCCCCUCACAGAAAUGAUUAGUCUUCUCUGGUGCGCCUGGAGAUUGCACAUCCAUGGUCCACCCUUGCAGGUUGCUUGCCGGGAGCCACGGACCAGGUUUUGUUUGUAGUAUGCAUGACAAAUGGCCUUAAGAUGUUUUUCUUUCUGGUAUGAUGAGUUGUAAUAAACUGACCCUAUGGAAUACAGUGGUUCUCAUGCUGCAGUUCCUGUGUUCUUAAUGAAGCAAAACCCAAAGCUCUGUUCUGGGAGGUUGAAUGAAAGGUUGCUGUGCUUUAUGUCUUUCAUUUCCAUCUGUGUGAAGAAGUGAAUCUUUCCAUGCACAAGGAGAUUUGAGCUCACUCUGAGUUUGCUUUUUCCAACACAGUUCCCAGGUUUCUUGUGCAAAGCUCAGUUACUUGUCCUAGGCCCAGGUGGCAAACCUUUUCGAGCCUUCAGUGAUAGUAAGCAGCCUGCUGUGGAACAUGUGCCAUAGGUUCACCACCACUGGUCUAGGCCUUCCGAGAGUGGGGGACACACCGCUGACUAGGGUGGAAUGGAACCCAUCUUCACCCUUAACAGUUUGUUACCUCGGGAUUGUUUACCCAGUACCUGGAAUUACAAAAGACUUCCUUGCCGAGGCUGCACAGAACACUGGAAAUCCAGCCUGCAUACCCAGUCUUGAUGAUCCCUCUCUGAAUAAAGGCAGCUAACAGUAAGAGAAGGGGGAAAG
This is a messenger RNA of Fukomys damarensis (Damara mole-rat), 6488 nucleotides long. It is a transcript of the gene Sptlc2, whose product is annotated as serine palmitoyltransferase long chain base subunit 2. The record is from RefSeq and is a predicted model, not a curated record. Lineage: Eukaryota; Metazoa; Chordata; Mammalia; Rodentia; Bathyergidae. Gene Ontology annotation, molecular function: pyridoxal phosphate binding; serine C-palmitoyltransferase activity. The transcript has 11 exons. Gene Ontology annotation, cellular component: serine palmitoyltransferase complex. Gene Ontology annotation, biological process: sphingosine biosynthetic process; ceramide biosynthetic process. The coding region runs from base 70 to 1557 and encodes 495 amino acids.